AUAAAGCCUUUCCACAACAAACCCUCUCAACAACUACAGCUGCUGUACUCUUUCACUCCACUAUCCCUCACUUUCAAAUUGAGAAACAAAAAGAAAAAAACACUUCCUCUCAGCUUUCUCUCGCUUUCCGCGAAAAUGUCAAAAUCCAACAAAAUCCGUCACAUUGUAAGAGUACAGCAAAUGUUGAAGCGGUGGCGCAGAAAGGCAAGACUAACCGCAUCAUCGCGAGGAGCAGCAGCGCCGGCUGAUGUACCGGCUGGACACGUGGCAGUAUGUGUAGGGGAGAGUUACAAAAGGUUUAUCGUACGUGCGACGUACCUUAACCAUCCUAUAUUCAAGAACCUCCUCGUACAAGCCGAAGAAGAGUACGGUUUUAAAAACAUCGGACCUUUAACUAUUCCUUGCGAUGAGUCUGUCUUUGAAGAGAUACUGCGUGUCGUUUCGUCGCGAUCUGAGUCUCUUCGGUUCUCUAAUGUUGAAGAGGUUCAGAGAUGCUGCCACGUGGAUAUCAUUAGGAGUCAUCUUGAAUUUUUGAGUGAAUCAAGGCCGUUGCUUCAUGGUUAGAUAUAGUGAAUCGUUUGACUCGAGUGAGUUCCCGUGUUGGAUUAACUAACUAUAUUCUUUUUUUUUUUAAUAUAGUUAUUUGUAUUAUUUUAGGUUUCUUUUUUUAGUUAGAGAAGCUAUAGCUUUUUUUUUUUUUCUUUUUCUUUAAUGGAGAUGGCAAGUUGGGUUGGGUUUUUCUUGGAACCGAGUCAUCCCGAGUUGAAGAUAAAGCAAGGGAGUGGAGAGAAGUAUUAUUUUAUCAUCUCUUGUAAAUUACGAGGCUAAUUUGUCAAAAGGAUAGUAAUGAUGAAGCUCUUAAUUUAUUAGAGUAUUUAAA
Molecule: messenger RNA, 880 nt
Organism: Ricinus communis (castor bean)
Lineage: Eukaryota; Viridiplantae; Streptophyta; Magnoliopsida; Malpighiales; Euphorbiaceae
Product: indole-3-acetic acid-induced protein ARG7
Exons: 1
Coding region: 136-564 (142 amino acids)
Biological process (GO): response to auxin
Source: RefSeq, a predicted model, not a curated record